CGGAGGAUCGGACUAUUAGGUCUGAAAUGAUAGGAAAUUGAAUAUAUUUGACACUGCAAUUUAACUCUGUUUUAGGCCAUCUUAAAUCAGAUGUGGUGGUCGCAAUGUAUUCAUGCGUAAUCCAUGCGUUCAAGGGUUAGACACAUCUACGCUCCGGGUCAUCAUUCCCUUGAUGAGGCCUGUCUGUUCUCAAGUUUACGUUUUAGCUCGUGCGAUGUGCAGUCUGUCUUAAGUUGUGCGGCUCUGUCCAAGUAUAUCAAGAACCCUAACCCUCAAGAAAAAACUGCAUGGAGAAGGACUUUUUAUUAGAGCUGGAGGUUGAGAGGCUCUGAUCCGGGUGUGUUGUGGGUGACUGGACCCUCCGGAGGUGGGCUGGAGAGGGCACAUCAGGACCUAUCAACCCCACUCUGGAGAUACUUUACAUCGGGACAGAAAAGGGAAAGAGAACUGACCCGAUUGCUGGAAAUAAAACUCAAAAAAUGGUUCACUGUGCUGGCUGUGAAAGGCCCAUUCUAGACAGGUUCCUACUCAAUGUUCUGGACAGACCGUGGCACAUACAAUGUGUACAGUGCUGUGAAUGUAAAUGCAAUUUGACUGAAAAAUGUUUUUCAAGAGAGGGGAGAUUGUACUGCAAAAACGACUUCUUUAGGAGGUUUGGCACUAAGUGUGGAGGUUGCGCCCAGGGGAUCUCACCCAAUGAUCUAGUUCGGAGGGCAAAGAGCAAAGUGUUUCACCUCAACUGUUUCACUUGUAUGAUGUGUAACAAACAGUUAUCUACCGGAGAGGAACUUUAUAUACUAGACGAAUUCAAGUUUGUUUGUAAAGAGGACUACCUAAGCAGCAACGGAAAGGAGACUACUCUUCUCUCAGUCACGACCUGCAGUGACCCAAGUCUGUCUCCAGAUUCCCAAGACCCUCAAGAAGAUAGUAAAGAUUCAGAAAUAGGGCACCUCUCUGAUAAAGACACGUGCAACAAUGAAAAUGACGAGCAGAAUGUCGGCGGGAAACGACGUGGGCCGCGAACCACGAUCAAAGCCAAGCAGCUCGAGACCCUGAAAGCUGCUUUUGCCGCCACGCCGAAACCCACAAGACACAUUCGAGAACAGCUCGCGCAGGAGACUGGGCUCAACAUGAGAGUUAUUCAGGUAUGGUUCCAGAACCGGAGGUCUAAAGAGCGCCGUAUGAAGCAGUUGAGUGCGCUUGGAGCAAGAAGGCACGCGUUCUUCCGCAGUCCACGGCGCAUGAGAACGCUUGUUGACCGACUGGAACCCGGGGAGCUGAUCCCCAAUGGACACUUCUCCUACUAUGGAGAUUACCAGAGUGAUUACUAUGGUCCUGGAGGGAAUUAUGAGUACUUUGUCCCGGGGCCCCCAUCCUCCCAGGCCCAGACCCCCGCAGACCUGGGCUUCGUGGCCUCCUCCGGCCCUGCGGGCACCCCCCUGGGGUCCCUGGACCCCCACCUGGCCGGACACCACCCCCCCGGAGAGGUGCCCUGCUACACAGACAUCAUCUCUCACCACCCUGCGGACUCUCCGAGCCCUGAGCCCAACGGGCCCGGCUCGAUGCACAGCAUCUCCAGUGACAUGUGUGGGCCCAGCACCCCCUUCACCACGCUGUCGCUGAACAGCGGCUACAGCAACCAGCUGUCCCACCCCUCGUCUGAGAUGAGCGAAGGCACGGUCUGGUAGUCAAGAGCCUGCAGCCACACGGCACAAUGACCCGGAAUGAUUAUGUCCUGAAUUAUUUGUAUCCAUUUUAUUUAUUUAUUAAUCUAUUUAUUGUCGUUUUAUGUCAUAAAUUAAUUUGAUCCAUUGACAAUUACCUUUAAUGCUAUUGAUCUUUGACAUGUUUAAUGGCUAAUGGGUUAGGGUUGCUGUUAGCAGUUACAAACUCAAACUGCUGUUUGAGUGUAUGGUUUGUAUCAUAGCAACACAUGAACUCUUUCUACCUGGAGCUUCUUGUAGCUUUAACAAGUAUUUAAUUUAAAUGUUCUACAAAUUUUGUUUCUCUAUAUAAUUCAGUCUUAUUUAUUUGAGGUAUUUGUUAUAUUUAAUUUGACAAAUUAUAUUGCAAGUUCGCCUUCAAAAGGAGAACUUUAAAAAGUUGUAUAACCCUUUAGUUGAUAGGAAAAAACCUUGAAUCUUAAGAUGAGGUAAAUCUUUGAUAAAUGGUUGGAUGGUUUGGGGGUUUAGAACAGUCAGCUGUUUACGUACAUUCUGCAGUGACCACUUCAGGGGUUUGGAUAUCAGCAUUGUUUUAAACCUCUUGAUUCCAAUAGAAAGAACUCUUUCAAGCAACAAACCAAACUUUUGUAUCUAUUCUAUUUAUAAUAUGGUCGUUAUUCCUCACUGUGCUAGUUUGUAUUAUAUGUGUUAUGAAACCAUGUGAAAACACUCAUAGACAGUUUUGCCAAAUAAGGAUCACAGCACAAACCCUGUAAGUGAUUGCACCUCCUCUGCUGAACUUACUGUAGGAUGUGAAACAGCAUGUGAGCCCAGCAUUAUCAGGUGUGGUCUCUAAAGGUCAUCGUGUAGCAAGCAGGAAGGAAGCACAACUCUGAAUUGAACAGUCAUGACUUUUAUGUCUUUAUAUGAAAGCCAAAUUAUUAAACAUUGAUGGUCAAAUGUGAAACCAGCAGCUGUUUUUUUAAAUAUCGACUUCUUGUGAUGUAUUUAACUGCUCUGAUAAACCCAAGCCUAUAUGUGACCUCCAGUGCAUAUUAGACCAUUCACUGUACAAUAAAACACAUUGAAGGUGU
Messenger RNA from Osmerus eperlanus (European smelt), 2758 nucleotides. RefSeq names its product LIM/homeobox protein Lhx1-like. The record is from RefSeq and is a predicted model, not a curated record. The transcript has 5 exons. Gene Ontology annotation, molecular function: zinc ion binding; DNA-binding transcription factor activity, RNA polymerase II-specific; RNA polymerase II transcription regulatory region sequence-specific DNA binding. NCBI's taxonomy places the organism in Eukaryota, Metazoa, Chordata, Actinopteri, Osmeriformes, Osmeridae. The coding region runs from base 480 to 1688 and encodes 402 amino acids. Gene Ontology annotation, cellular component: nucleus. Gene Ontology annotation, biological process: regulation of transcription by RNA polymerase II; neuron differentiation.